AAAAAUACAUAUAUAAUUAUCAAAAUAUUGCGAAGUUUUGCUUCAAAAAUUAUAUUAUCCACAUUUUAACUAAGAAAGGCUGCUGUUGUGCGUCCUUAGAGGUAGAUAUUAAUAUAAGAGGUGAUGAGUGAGAGAAGUCAUCCUGUUUGGGAAGCGAGAAAAUUACAGUAGAAAAAAGAGGGGGGAAAAGCCAUGAUUUCGAGGCGGAGUCGACCGUCUUCUUCCGCAUACUUUCUCCUCCACCUAUUCUUCUUCGUUGUUUCCUUUUGUUGCAGCAAAUCCAACGCCCAAAACGCCACCACUGAUCCCGCGGAAGCGAGGGCAUUGAACUCGAUAUUUCAACAAUGGGGUACACAAGCAGUUGAUUCAUGGAAUAUCAGUGGAGAGCCAUGUAGUGGGUCUGCACUGAGUCAAAGUGACUCAGUGUUUGAAGACCCUACAAAUAACCCAGCUAUCAGAUGUGAUUGCUCUUUCAACAGCAACACUCUUUGCCACAUUACUCGAUUGAGAGUAUAUGCUUUAGAUAGAACAGGAGUUAUACCAGAGGAACUUUUGGGUUUGCCUUUUCUUACCUUUUUGAAGAUUGAUCAAAACUUCUUCACUGGUUCAUUGCCAGCAUUUAUCGGAAAUAUGUCAAGAUUAGAGUCACUGUCAAUUGCUCAUAAUGAUUUCUCUGGACCUAUUCCAAAGGAGCUAGGAAAUCUUAGGCAGUUAAAAUUGCUGUCUUUUGGCGAGAAUAGAUUCUCCGGAACACUGCCUCCAGAACUUGGUAACUUAGUCAACCUUGAACAACUUUACAUUAACAGUUGUGGUUUGGGUGGUGAGGUUCCCUCCACAUUUGCCAACUUUGGAAACCUGCAAGUUCUGUGGGCAUCUGACAAUGCUUUCACAGGCAAAAUACCUGAUUUUGGAGGCAAUAACUGGACUCAGCUUACAUCAUUGAGAUUUGAAGGGAACUCUUUUGAAGGACCUAUACCUUCCAGUUUCGCAAACUUGAACUCAUUGACAUCUUUGCGAAUUGGUGAUAUUUACAAUGGGAGCUCUUCUUCUCUUGAUUUCACAAGAAAUUUAAACAACUUGACUGACUUAGUUCUAAGAAAUGUGCUACUCACUGGUACUUUGCCAUCUUAUAUCACAGAAUUACAAUCUUUGCAAAAGCUAGACUUGAGUUUCAACAAUUUAACAGGCCAAAUUCCAAGUGCUUUGUUCAAUAUGGACUCUCUUACAUACUUGUUUCUUGGAAAUAAUAGCCUGUCAGGUCCAAUUCCGAGCCGAAAGAGUGAAACUCUUCAGACUAUUGAUAUAUCAUACAAUAUGUUAUCAGGAAAUUUGCCUUCAUGGAUAAACUCAGAUUUGAACCUGAAUUUCGUGGCCAACAACUUCGAAUUGAACAGCUCGAGCUCAAGGCUUUUGCCCGGAUUAGAAUGCCUUCAAAGAAGCUUUGCCUGCAAUCGGAACUCUCCUCGAUAUGCAAACUUCUCGAUCAAGUGCGGCGGUCCGUGGAUGAUGUCGAAUGGGAUAGUUUUUGAGGCCGAGAACCAAACUCUCGGUGCGGCGGGGUUUAACGUGACGAGUGCUCAGAAUUGGGCAGUUAGCAAUGUUGGUUUGUUCGCGGACCGGCAAAAUCAACUGUAUGUGCAGAACACCUUAGCACAAGUUACACGUACGACCACGCCGGAGCUAUAUCAGACUUCGAGGCUAUCCCCUGGAUCACUUAGAUAUUAUGGCCUAGGCCUCAAGAACGGAUUGUAUACAGUAAACUUGUUCUUUGCUGAAACAGCUUUCUCGGACCAAAGCACACGAUCAUGGAGGAGUCUGGGAAGGCGUAUUUUUGAUGUUUAUAUUCAGGGAACUCGGCAAUUAAGGGAUUUUGAAAUAUCGAAGGAAGCGGGCGGUGUUGAGAGAGCAAUAGUUAAGAAUUUCACUGCUAAUGUAACGGAUAAUCAUCUUGAAAUCCACCUGUUCUGGGCCGGUAAAGGGACGUGCUGUACACCGGAACAAGGCUAUUAUGGUCCUUCGAUUUCAGCCAUUAAUGUUGUUCCAAAUUUUAUACCAACCGUCAGCGGGAUACCGCCAGGCACACAUGAAGGGAAGAACCAGACAGGAUUUAUUGUCGGUAUUACAGUUCCCAUAGUUUUCGUGGCGUUGAUACUCGUAUUUGUGAUUAUAUACAUUAAGAGAAGAAAAAAAGACGACGAUGAAGAAGUGUUUAUUGGUAUCGGCCCUAGACCGAACACAUUUAGUUACGCUGAGUUGAAAACCGCCACGGAAGAUUUCAGUCCUUCAAAGAAGUUAGGGGAAGGCGGGUUUGGACCUGUAUUCAAGGGUACACUAUCGGAUGGGAGAGUUAUAGCAGUGAAGCAACUUUCGGUAGCAUCACACCACGGGAGGGAUCAAUUCAUUACAGAGAUAGCAACCAUCUCGGCAGUUCAACAUCGUAAUCUCGUUCAACUAUACGGUUGCUGCAUUGAAGGGAAUAGGCGUCUCCUUGUUUAUGAGUACCUCGAAAACAAAAGCCUUGAUCAGACACUCUUCGGACAUAGCGGCUUGCAUCUCGAUUGGCCGACCCGGUUCAACAUCUGCUUGUCAGUCGCGAGAGGCCUAGCGUAUCUUCAUGAGGAGUCUAGGCCGAGGAUUGUCCAUAGAGAUGUCAAAGCAAGCAAUAUUCUGCUCGAUGCAGAGAUGUGCCCUAAAAUAUCGGAUUUUGGAUUGGCAAAGCUGUAUGAUGACAAGAAAACGCACAUCAGCACUCGCGUUGCAGGCACCAUUGGCUACCUAGCACCGGAGUAUGCAAUGCGAGGGCAUCUCACUGAGAAAGCUGAUGUUUUUGGCUUCGGUGUCGUUGCAUUGGAGAUUCUGUGCGGAAGACCGAACACAGACACUACCUUACAAAUCGACAGAAUUUAUCUUCUUGAAUGGGCAUGGAACCUGUAUGAAAAUGAUCAAAGCUUGAACCUGGUCGAUCCUACUUUAGCCGAAUUCAACAAAACCGAAGCUUUCCGAGUGCUCGGGGUGGCACUGUUAUGCACUCAGGCUUCACCGUCAAUGCGGCCACUGAUGUCCCGAGUCGUCGCAAUGCUUGCCGGUGACAUCGAAGUGAGCACCGUUACAUCGAAGCCAAGUUAUUUGACUGACUAUGAUUUUAAGGAUAUAACAGGCACUUUCAUGAGUGAGGAAACACAAACAUCCAUGGCAUCCAGCACCAGCGACAACACGAUGAAGAGUAACAACAACGCUGUUACGGUGACAGAUCCGGGUCCCUCACCCGUAAAUGUUUCUGGAUUUGGUGACAUUCUCGCAGAAGGGAGGUGAAGAGUCCUUGGAAUCAGAUGUAAAUAUCGGAUACGGGUAUGCUCAUUUUUUUUUUCCUUAAAAUUUCAAUACAUUUGGAGGAUUGUUGAAGCUGUUUUAAAAAAUGGAUACUUUCAAAGAAAAACAAAUAAAGAGUUGGGGCAACGUAGGAUGUUUCCCGAUUUAUUAUUUCACUAAA
Molecule: messenger RNA, 3490 nt
Organism: Gossypium arboreum
Lineage: Eukaryota; Viridiplantae; Streptophyta; Magnoliopsida; Malvales; Malvaceae
Product: probable LRR receptor-like serine/threonine-protein kinase At1g56140
Exons: 24
Coding region: 193-3312 (1039 amino acids)
Biological process (GO): protein phosphorylation
Molecular function (GO): protein kinase activity; ATP binding; protein binding
Source: RefSeq, a predicted model, not a curated record